This is a messenger RNA of Spizellomyces punctatus DAOM BR117, 3605 nucleotides long. RefSeq names its product translation initiation factor eIF3 core subunit a. Gene Ontology annotation, cellular component: eukaryotic translation initiation factor 3 complex, eIF3e; eukaryotic translation initiation factor 3 complex, eIF3m; multi-eIF complex. The transcript is spliced from 8 exons. Gene Ontology annotation, biological process: formation of cytoplasmic translation initiation complex; translation reinitiation. The record is from RefSeq and is a predicted model, not a curated record. Gene Ontology annotation, molecular function: translation initiation factor activity; mRNA binding. NCBI's taxonomy places the organism in Eukaryota, Fungi, Chytridiomycota, Chytridiomycetes, Spizellomycetales, Spizellomycetaceae. The coding region runs from base 206 to 3403 and encodes 1065 amino acids.
UUCUGCCAACAGCACCUUGCGGAUCCGUCACAUCCCUCCUGUUCAACGGAGGAGCAUCUGCUACAUUAGAGGUCACCGGUUACGCCUCAACCCCUUCAUCGACCUCGGUAUCCCCUGUCUCCGCCUUUGACAGAGGUUACCCACGCUUCUCUAGCUUCUUUUCUCUUUCUGUGACCGGGGGAGGAAAGAGGCCUUUUGCGCAAUCAUGUCGCGAUUCUACAACAGGCCCGAGAAUGCUCUCAAGCGGGCUGAAGACCUUAUUGCAGUGUCCCAGCCUGCGUCGGCAUUGACCCUUCUUCAUGAAAUUGUCAUGUCGAAACGGUCAAGGUCUACUCCUUUGGGGACUCUUGAGCCGAUUAUGCUAAAGUUUGUCGAGCUUUGUGUUAACCUUCGCAAGGGAAAGACUGCCAAGGAGGGUCUUCACCAGUAUAAGAACAUUUCUCAAAACAUUACGGUGGCGAGCAUUGAGCAAGUGAUCAAGCGAUUCAUUGAGCUGUCUGAGGCUAAGGUGGCCGAUGCACAAGCCAAAGCCGAGAAGAUUACAUUGGAUUCUGUUGAAGAUCUGGAAGCCUCUGAGACUCCGGAGUCUAUCAUUUUAAGCACUGUCAGUGCUGAAGUGGACAAGGACCGUACGGACAGAGAGGUGGUGACUCCUUGGUUAAAGUUCUUGUGGGAGGCCUACCGAACAGCGCUGGACAUUCUGAGGAACAAUGCCCGCUUGGAGAUUUUAUACCAAUCGGUGGCCAACCAGGCCUUCCAGUUUUGCUUAAAGUACACGCGCAAAACUGAGUUCCGUCGGCUGUGCGAGCUCCUUCGCCAGCACCUGGCUACUGCCGCCAAAUACGCUCACCAGGCUCAUGCUAUCAACUUGAAUGACCCUGAUACCCUCCAACGCCAUUUGGACACUCGCUUUGUGCAGUUGAACGCAGCUACAGAGCUUCAAUUGUGGCAAGAGGCAUUCCGGUCUGUGGAGGACAUCCACAACCUGUUGGCAAUGUCGAAGAAGCCGCCAAAGCCCUUCAUGAUGGCGAACUACUACGAAAAGCUUGCCAGAAUUUUCAUGGUAGGGGAGAACUACAUGUUCCACGCCGCUGCAUGGAAUAAGUACUACGGCACCGUGCGCCAGAACAAGAACUUGAGCGAGGAGGAACACGAACGAAUGGCCUCCAUUGUGCUGAUGUCUGCGCUUGCCAUCCCCAUUAUUACAACCUCAAAGACUCGCGGUGUGUACAUGGAUGGCGACGAGAACAAGCCAAAGACAGCACGCCUGGCGAAUCUCCUUCGUGUCUCCCGGACUCCCACUCGUGAAAUUCUGUUGAAGGAAGCCCUCAGCAAAUCCGUCUUCGCUCGUGUGCGUCCCGAGCUGAAAGAACUCUACCAGAUUUUGGAAGUUCAGUUUCACCCACUGUCGAUCACCAAAAAGAUUGCGCAUCUUCUGCCCAAGCUCCAGGAAGACAAGGAUCUGGCAACAUACGUGGAGCCUUUGCACCAAGUCAUUCUGACCCGCCUUUUACAGCAGUUGUCGCAAGUCUACACCACGAUCAAAAUUGACUCGGUGGUCAAAUUGGCGUCGUUCCCCGAACCUUUUAGCUACAGCGCUCACCACAUUGAGAAAUUUAUCAUGAACGGCUGCAAAAAGGGCGAGCUAUCUAUUCGUGUCAAUCAUCAGUCGCAGACCCUUACCUUUGAGACAGAUGUCUUUGCGGCUUCAAGGGGAACAAUUUCUGAAGGACCUCAACUGCAGUCACUCCCAUCUGAGCAAAUGCGUACCCAACUUACGCGUCUCGCAAAACGCCUUCACACUGCCGUUGCUUUGAUUGGCAUGACGUCGCAGACUCUACCUCCAGAAGAGCGCGUGGUUCAGGUUAAGAAAGAAGCCAAGGCGCGAGCGUUCGCGGAGGCCGUUGAACGUCUCGAGGAAGAGCGUCGUCAGACCGCGCAGAGGCGCUUGCUCAUUGAGAAAAAGAAGGAGCUUCGUGAGAAUGAACUGAUGGCUAAAGAAAAGGCCGAGCAGGAGGCUAGGAAAGAGCGUCUCGAGAAGGAGAGAGAGGCGGAGAAAAUUAGGCAGGAGGAGGAAUCUAAGAAGCGUGAGCAGGACCGUUUACUUCAACAUCGUUUGGAGAUUCAAAAACAGGAGGCUGCCAAGCUCGCCGCCAAGCUUGCGGAGGAUCUCAAGGAUAAGAAUGUGAAGGUCAAACAGGAGGAGCUCGAAACUCUGGACACUACCCGUCUCAGACAAAUCCAAAUUGAGCAACUUGAAAAGGAGAAGCGCGAAAUGCAGAAUAAGCUGAAGGCCAUUGGCAAGAAGUUUGAUCACAUUGAGCGUGCCUACCGCAAGGAGGAAAUUCCUCUCUUUGACAAGGACUACGAGGAACAAAAGGUCACCGACAUGGCCUCCUACAAGGUUCUCAUUAAGGCAAAGCGCGAGGCGGCCAAAGUUCAGCACCAGGAAGCCAUGCAGCAGAAAUCCCGCAUGCUCCGCAUGUUGGAUGAUUACCGUUCUCUGAAGGAGCGCAUGUCUGCCGAGCGGAACGCCGAGUACGAAGCCAUCCGUGCCGAUGCCGAGGCGCGACUCGCUGAAGCUAAACAGCGGAGGAUUGAAGAGUACAAGCAGCGUAAGGAAGAAGAACUGCGCCGUCGUGAACACGAAGAACAGGAGAGGAUCCGCCAAGAAGAGCUGGCCAGGAUCCGCGCCGAAGAGGAAGCUCGAGAAGCAGAAGAAAGAGCAGCUCGACAGGAAGCCCAGCAUGCAGCUGAAGCCGAGCGCCUCAGAAAAUUGGAGGAGGUUGCGCAAAAGACUCGGGAACGCGAGCAAGCUAUUGAAGAGCGCCUUGCACGGGAAAGGGAGCAACUGCGAGCUCCGCCUACGCGACCCGCAGAGUCUGAAUGGCGCAGACGUGAACCUGCGCCUGCACCAGUACCCGUCUCUGCCGCAGGCGGUGCCACGGGAGGCAAGUACGUCCCACCGGUACGUCGCCAAGAGUCUGGAGGAGGAGGAUGGCGAGCUCGUGAGGAGGCAAGGAGAGAAGAGCCUGACGCGUGGCGGCGCCCGGAAGCUCCUCGCAGCGAAGAGCCUCCUCGAGAAGAGCGUCCGGGAACUUGGAGACCUGGUGGUGGCUCGUGGCGACAAAAGGCAGGGGAGGAUCAAGCACCCCUACGUGAUACUCUUCGCGAUGUUGCCCGUGAUGCCCCCCGCGAACCUGCCCGUGAGGAACGUUCUGGAGCCUGGAGACCUGGCACAGGAGGAUGGCGUUCAAAAGCGGAAGAGCCGCGAUCUAACGGAGUUGAACCAUCCUCGGCGGCACCUGGCAGCAGAUGGAGGGAGCGUGAGCGUGAGCGAGGAUCUGAUCAACCACCGCACGAUGAUGGAUUCACUACUGUCCGUCGUACCAGUCGUCGUUAGGGCUAGGUGAAUCAUGUAGACCUUGUUCUCUCUGUCUGCAACUUGAGUAGUUUGGCUUGUUGGACAAGGAGCUUUGUAUAUGCACCCCCCUUCUUUUUUUCAUUUACAAGGCUUUGUUGAUUUAGAUAGUUGAUAGCUUUUUUUUUGUCGUUAUGCAUCAAAGAGGAGGAAUUUAUUCUUUUCACGUAUCCAUUUUCCCAAA